AUGCUUCAUGCGCUUGCAUCAGGUCGAACAUUUCGUGGACCAAGACCCUUCAUUAAUGCUCAAUUAAUCAACUCGUUCCUGAUCAGAUCUGAGACAGCAUACGAUAAACGGACGUUUCAAGUAAUGUGGGAGAUGUCUGAACCUGACCACCCGGCAGCGGGAUGCUUCAUGCGUUUGCAUCAGGUCGAACAUUUCGUGGACCAAGACCCUUCAUUUUAUUCAUCUUAUGAUUUCAUGCCGGGACACAUGAUAAUUAACGACGAAGCUACCUCUCGAGUCACUGUCGAGUUUGAAACGUUGACAAUUGAUACGGGUGUUUAUCUACCUUACUUGUUAUCGACGUUUUGGGCAAGGGAGGAAGGAUUGCGCGUUCACUCCUUUAAGCCUGACGCGAUUGUUGUUUGUGUUGGCCUUGGAGCUCGUACUCUGGGAGGAGUAGAAGACUCAAACGUCUAUCCCGACGAACGAUCUAUAUCAUAUAUUAUCCCAAGACAGAGUGGGGAUGUCAUAAUUGGUGGGACAUACGGACUGAAGCACGCAUCCAUGGCAGGACGCCAAAACGUUUCCGACGUCAGGUCUAUAAUGAUCGAGUCGGGGUUGGACUACGACCAGCCCGUAAGGGGGGAGUUCGUCUCGAAACUGGGUCCGUUCAGUACGUAUUCGGAUCCCCUGCCUUCAUUUGUAAAGUUCCUGUCGUAUAAUUAUGGACAUGGUGGGUCGGGAUACCAAUCCUCGUGGGGAACCGCCGAGAAGGCUGUGGAGCUAGUGCAGAACCUAUUGUCGUCGCUCGGAACAAACUACUUGCGUAUCUUUGAGAUUGUCGAAGAGCAGGCAGGGGCAAGCGGCAAUGCCGAAGGAUCCGCAAGCGAACCAGUUCCUGGCGAGAUGGAGAUGGACUCGCACGGAGAUGGGUUUAUUAAUGUCACAGAACUUCGAACGGCAGUACGGGCGCCUCCUCACACUGUGCUCAAGCUUCAUUUAAUCCGGGAACAUCGGAUUUAUGGUAUUGUUACUGGCUUGGAUCAGGUUCAAACCAUGGGUACCACAGAGGAUGGGGAUGCUAAAAUAGCUUUGAUGGAAUGGUCGGAUGUAGUUUAUGAUUUAGUAACCGUCUCGAUUCAUACAUACGAGCGCUCCACCCAAGUCAAUACAAAUACCAACCCACACUUCCGCUCACUCCUACGAGUUGAUCCACUGUAUCGUUGUGCUGCCCUAUUGUUGCCCCUGGGUGGACUUGCGUUGCUACCAUUCUACCAAACGCAGGCUGAGUUAGAUAUAUUAGACCAGGAGCAAAAUGUUACUAGCUUCGCAAAGGAAGCACCCUACUCCCCUAGUUUUGUACUAGAUUUACCCGCGGACGUAGAUAAUCGAAUCAAACAAGUUGUAGAUAUUGCCUUUUUACCAGGAUUCAACAACCCAACCUUGGCUGUCUUGUAUAAAUCCGAGUUCACCACGGGUGGGAUAGUCGGCCGUGCCUCCAACCAUUGGUUUUCGCGCGUGUCGAAUGUGGCAAACAUUGCGCCUCCAGACCAGCCAAACGCCGAAGGAUUCGAUAUGGACAAUGCGUUUAUAGAAUGGGUGGGGACCGAGCCUGCCUCUUCCUUCCCUCUGGGUCCAUUCGAACCGAUCGCGAGGCCAGAGCGUGGAUCGGUAUGUCCUAUUGGGGAGAGGGCUAUUUUCAUUGGAAGCUUGGAUGGGGAGGCUGCAUUGGCUCGGGUGGUCAGAGGUACGACGGAGAUUCAGGAAGAAGAGGAGAGCGAUGAUGAGAUGGAAGACGAAGACGACCUAUAUGGGGACACGACCGCACCAACCCAGGCUAAAUCUGGUGUUAUACUCCAGCCUAUCACUGGCCUUGUGGUCGUCGACACGCUUCCUGCCUAUGGUGGAAUUAAUGCUCUAGUUUUUGCUCUUGCAAAGAAUGGGGAGCGAUACGCGCCUGAGCUGGUCGCUUGUACGGGUGCUGAGUAUACGGGUGGAUUCACCUUGUUCCAACGAGAACUUCCAACGAGAAUAAGGCGCAAGGUCCCUGCAAUCGGAGGGGCUCGAGGCGUCUGGUCGAUCGCUCUCCGUAAACCACAUGCACAGGACCUCGAAAUGGUUGUGGUAAGCACUGAUCUAGCACCCUCUCCGGGUAUCUCAAGGGUUGCGAAGGCCUCUGGGAAUGAGGUUCAAAUUCUCGCACGCACACCAGGCUUGACCAUGGUUGCCGGUGCUUUCUUCCAACAGACGUGCGUGGCGCAAGUGACGACUAAUUCUAUAAGGCUGUUGGAACCUGAUGGCGCCGAACGUCAAUUAUACCUUGAUGCGGAAGGGAACAAACCCCGCCCAAAAAUCAAAGUUGCGCACGUUGCCGAUCCUUUUAUUGUUGUGAUACGCGAGGACGACACAUUUGGGUUAUUUGUGGGGGAUACGGCCAAGGGGAGAGGCACGAUAUGUGCAUCAGCUUCAUUUUUCACGGACCAUACCGAUCUAUUUCAGAUUCGCAAGCCAGGAGAUGUGGUAGCUGCUCAUUCAGGCCCUGGAUCUCAUCGCAGACGACCAGGAGAAUCUUCAAGCUCAAAGCGGAGAGCCUCAAGGAAGUCUCGGGGAGGCCCUGCCGCAUCCACUACCCUAGAAAACAUUGUUGAUGCGGAACAUGGCACUCAAUGGCUGGUAGUUUUGAGGAAAAACGGAUUCUUUGAGAUAUGGACACUACCAUUGAUUGGGCUUGCGUUUGCUACAGACCAACUGCAGGGAUUACCUGAUGUCUUGGUUGAUAGCGGUCAAGCGCACACUGUUUGUACAGACGGCGAAACGGAUAUUGAGCACGUUAUCAUUGCUCCGAUUGGAAUCACUCGACAAAACCUCAUUUAUAGGACUCUUGCCAUCUAUGAACCUGUACCUGCCCCGCCUCCUCCCGAUUCGUCAGAGAACUCGGCGCCAGUCCGUGACCAACUCACAGUACAAUUCGUCAAAGUUUUCUCGCGAGCGCUUCCCCUUGACAUGCACGAUACCAAAACGUGUGGCUGGUCGAUCCCUAGUGCCAUUCAAGUCUCCAAACCUAUCUGGCUUUUUGUUACCGGAGAUCAUCCAUUUUGGUUGCUCAGGACAGACGCAAGUGCCCUAAGGAUAUACCCUCACGCAGCACAAUAUGUGAACUCAUUCGCGCCCUGUUCAAUAUUUGAGAAGGGAGAAUAUCUGAUACACUCGGAUGAGGGCACAACCGUUGUGGAAUGGUUGCCUGAUGUAGAUAUCAGCCACGAGAUUCCGUGCCGAUCUUACGCAAGCGAUGACGGUCGGGUGUAUACCUCUGUGGCUUAUGAUGUUUCAACACGGCAUAUCUUGGCGGCGAGUGCCUUGAGGACUACAUUCGCGUAUUACGACGAGGAUUCUAAUGAACUUUACACCCCUGAUGCUACGCAUCCGAACCCGGAAAUUCACUGCUCUGCUCUUGAGUUGAUCACACCUGAUACGUGGACAACAGUCGACGGAUAUGAGUUUGCGCAGAAUGAGUUUGUAAAUGCCGUCGAGAGCAUACCACUCGAGACAUUGAGUACAGAGCGGGGCUUGAAAGACUAUGUUGUGGUUGGAACAACCAUUUCUCGUGGAGAAGAUCUUGCUGUGAAAGGGGCGACCUAUGUCUUUGAGGUGGUUGAAGUUGUACCAGAACCUGGGAGUAAGACUCGACAGUAUAGGCUGCGCCUCCUAUGUCGGGAAGACUCCAAGGGAGCUGUAACUGCGCUGUGCGGUAUGAACGGAUAUCUUGUGUCGUCAAUGGGACAGAAGAUAUUCGUGCGAGCGUUUGAUCUGGACGAAAAAUUAACCGGAAUAGCAUUCAUGGAUGUGGGCGUAUGCGUAACGUCAUUGCGCCCGCUAAAGAACCUUCUCUUGGUUGGAGAUAUGGUCAAAAGUGUUUGGUUUGUCGCAUUCCAAGAAGAGCCAUUUAAGCUUGUUCCGCUUGGGAAAGAUCGCCAACAAUUGUCUGUCACCCAUGCCGACUUUUUCUUCGGGUCGCAGGCGCAACUCUCCUUUGCGGUUUUGGAUGAUUUUGGUGUAUUGCGGUUAUAUGAUUAUAACCUCAUCAUCCUGACUCUGAUAGUGGCCUACGAUUGA
This is a messenger RNA of Rhizoctonia solani, 4092 nucleotides long. Its product is annotated as cleavage and polyadenylation specificity factor protein. Bases 1 to 4092 code for a protein of 1363 amino acids. The transcript is spliced from 31 exons. Lineage: Eukaryota; Fungi; Basidiomycota; Agaricomycetes; Cantharellales; Ceratobasidiaceae. Gene Ontology annotation, cellular component: nucleus; mRNA cleavage and polyadenylation specificity factor complex. Gene Ontology annotation, molecular function: nucleic acid binding; protein binding. The record is from RefSeq and is a predicted model, not a curated record.